Molecule: messenger RNA, 1344 nt
Organism: Folsomia candida
Lineage: Eukaryota; Metazoa; Arthropoda; Collembola; Entomobryomorpha; Isotomidae
Product: pickpocket protein 28
Exons: 7
Coding region: 1-1317 (438 amino acids)
Biological process (GO): sodium ion transmembrane transport
Cellular component (GO): membrane
Molecular function (GO): ligand-gated sodium channel activity
Source: RefSeq, a predicted model, not a curated record
AUGUUUACCAUAUUAAAUUCCAAGCUCAACAAUCCUGACCUCAAUCAAGAAACGGAUGGCAUACUUCUGAAAGAUUUAGGCUGGUGGGAACCGACCUCAGAAUAUUGUAUGGAUAGCAGUUUGCAUGGGUUACGAUUUAUUGGUCAGCCAAACAGGCAUUUUGUGGAAAGAGUCUUUUGGUGCAUAGCAUUCUUAAUCUCUGUCGCUGUUGCGGUGAUCUUAAUAGUUGAAAUCUGGGAAAAAUAUCGAGUAACUCCAGUAAUUACUGUGUUUCAACACAAGGAGACCAGAAUUAAUCUCAUGCCGUUUCCUGGAGUCACUAUUUGCAAUACAAACAAUGUCUUGAAAUCCAUGGCAGAGGAGCAUGAAAAGCGAGUAAUUGAAAACCCGACAGACUUGGUUGCAAACCAUGAUCUUUAUUUAUUGAAUCACAUUUGUCAAUCCACCGUAACCUUCACUGAUUCAUUCAAUCUUUCUCUGGAUCGUGGGGCCGUGCGAGGUGACCUCAUGGACCAAGUAGUCAAAUUUAAAACGAGUCGGAAUAUCUCAUUCGGUUCAAACUCUGGGAGAGAUGUUGCUCAUUUGUUGAGUGAUGUUGCCCAAAAAUGUGACAGUAUGAUUCUGCUCUGCAUGUGGGGAGGCGAAGUGAGAACAUGUAGCGAUCUUUUUGACGAAAUUGAGACUGAUUUCGGCUACUGUUGCGUCUUUAAUAUGGUUCCGAUGUCAUUGUUGAUGAAUUUAAGAAAUGAUUCACGGGACAAUCAAGAACGAAUUGACGAAUGGGAUUCACUAGACUUGGAUACGGACAACAUUAUUCUCGACGAAGAUGGUGUUUUUGAGAGCAAUUAUAGAGAAAAAUUUGGCACACGGCCGAAAUACCCUUAUCGGCAAAGCCGUCCUGGAAAGACUACCGGACUCUCGGUUUUAUUGGACCCUGAUGAAGAGGGUUAUUUCUGCACGAAUACUGAUUCGGUCGGAUUUAUGGCAUUGGCUCACCUUCCCUUCGAUUUUCCGAACGUGGCUGACAAAGGAGUCCCGAUUAAACCGAAUACGGAAACAUACCUGAAAAUCGAACCUGAUAUAGUUACGGCUGGAAGCGAAAUUCAAGGAUUCCCACUGGAAAAACGAAAUUGUUACUUUGGACAUGAAUACUCUCUCAAAUAUUUCAAAUACUACACAGUAUCGAACUGCGAAAAUGAAUGCAUUGCAAACUUGACAUACAAUGAAUGUGAAUGCAUCCGGUACUACAUGCCGAGUAAGAAAUUGUUUUUUCAUAUUCUUCACACAUUCUUGAUUAUGUAUUAUGUAUGCGCAUGACAAAAAUGCAUCUGCGUUUAUAGGGAG